Phyllotreta striolata is the source of this 7850-nucleotide messenger RNA. The record is from the annotation of a GenBank genome assembly. NCBI's taxonomy places the organism in Eukaryota, Metazoa, Arthropoda, Insecta, Coleoptera, Chrysomelidae.
UGUCAAUCAGAUGUUUCAAGGUCUCGGCUUUGAUAAUCAUAAAAGAAAAAGAGCAAAAAGAAAAAGUAAAAAAGAAACCGUAUUAAUCCUACGUGUUACGCGAAUAAACCGUGCGUUAAUUAGCGAUAUUUUCGUUCGAUAAUCAUCAGCGAAUCUCCCUAACAAGCGCGUACCACGUUGCGAUUAAAUCCAAACGCCAAAAAAGUAUGCCCAACCCCGUCGAGCGAUAAUUGUCUACUCUACGAUUUUCCAAUAAUGAUCAAUCGCCCGUUUUCCGCUUCGAAUCCAACGAACCGCUAAACAGCAUCUAAACGCGACGAUGAGUAAGGACGAUUUCGACUUGUUACACCAGUUCAGGAGGGAGCACAUCAGCAAUGCGGCCCAGGACCUGUUCAGGGGCCUCGAGGACCGGAGCUUCGGAUUCUCCAAGAAAAACGCCAAAUCCCGUGAGAGCAUCGAGCUCUUCGCCGAGGAGGAGUUCAUCAGGAAGACGGACUACAAGGAAUUGCGCUGCGAGAUGCCCGGAAUGCCCAGGAGCACUUUCCUGAUGGUAUUCAGCCCGGACGGGUCCAGAGUGGCCUCGACCCACGGUAACCACAACAUAUACAUAACGGAUUUGCGAACGGGUAAAAACAUCAAAACGCUCGUUGGGCAUCCACGAACGCCCUGGUGCAUCGCCUUCCAUCCCACUUCUGAUCAAAUCAUCGCAUCGGGCUGUUUGGGCGGACAAGUACGCAUAUGGGAUUUGAGCGGCGGUAGCGAAGUUUGGACUGCCGUACAUCAAACAGUAAUCGCCUCGUUGGCUUUCCACCCCAACGAUCGAGUCCUAGCCAUCGCUACGUCGAAUUGCAUCUACUUUUGGGAUUGGAGCAAGCCUGAACCUUUCGUUAGCGCAGCCACUUAUAAUGUCAAAGAAAAGGUUCGAUACGUUGCAUUCGAUACGUUAGGCCACAAAUUGAUAACCGGUAUAGCGAAUUGUCCAACGACCAGAUGGGAGAAGGUCAGCGCUCCGAGACAGGAAUGGUGCGCUAGUCCUUAUAGAAGAAGGAUCACUCAGAGGUUAACGAACAAUCAACCGACGCCCCUACCUUCGUCUAGUUCGAACAACACCAACUACAACACGACGCUGUUGAUAGACUCGCUGUUGAGCUUCCCCGAACGAGAGCAACGCAUAUCGAUGUGCUACAGGACGUUGGUGAGGGAAUACGAGCAAUUGGUCGAUAGAUAUUUGCAAUUGUACCGGUCGCCUACUAUGAUCGAUCGAGGCACCGAUCCCAUGGAGCAAGACCAAUCGUUCAACAACAGCGGUACGCAAACCACCGAACCGCAACCGGGCCCCAGCGGAACCUCACAAAGGAAACCGAAACCGCCCAGCGAGGUUGUAUUAGACGAAUGUCUACCCGGUACCUCCGGUACGCAAACGUCCAACCGAGCAUCGCCUGUAGAAGAUGAACCGAGCAAUGAACCGAGCACUUCCUCGCAAUCCCCAUCGAAAUCCGCCUAUAAUCUCUUGACCCCGAGUCGGAUAUUCUCGGUUAUUAAAAAAAACACGUUGAUACGCGGCACGCAAACGCCCGAAUCGCGCAAACACAAAUCCGACGACUCGGACGAGCCCAAAGAGAAGCGAUUUAAGAAGUCGAACGGGGCUAAAACCAAGUCCUCGAAGCGAUCCACCGACGGCCGGACGAAUUCCACGCAAACCGAGCAAUCCGCGCCCACUCCGAGGAUCGUAGUACCGUUGGAUUCGAAGCCGGAACCGUCGGAUUUCCGCGUGAGAAGUACCGGCGAGAGGGAGGCGGAGGCGGUGCCGGGGCCCAGCGGGUUGCAGAGGCGCGAUUCGGGCGCUUCGAGGCGUCAGGAGAGCACCGAAACCGAAGAGGAAUCGAGCGCUAGUCGUCGAAACGAGGUGUCCGUCGAUGAGUUGCUUACUAAUAUAAAAAGAACGGCGGAAGAGCGCGUUAGGAAUCGAAUUUUGCCGAUUAUACGAUCACUACCGGCUACCGAUAGACCGAAAUUGUACAGGUUGUUUAACAACAUGAACUUCCACCAGAUGUAUCCGAAUUUGCUGCGCAAAACCAACAGGCGCAAUUUGAAUCCAGCCGAUACCACAUCGGACAGUAGUAGUUCGGACGAUGAUGACAACAGCAAUUCGACGAGUAGUUCGUUUCAAUUCGACGAUUUCGCGGCCAUUCGACCGACGGGUCGUUUGAACAAUUCCGGUUCGAACGCUUGCGCGGAACUGGAGCGACUGGUGACCUUCCUGACCGAGGCCGAUACGGAGACCGAGGCGGAGGACAACGGCACCGAUAGGGGCGCGCAAACGUCGAGGGAAGAGGCCGCCGGCGGUGGAGACAGCGCCAAUUUCCAACCGCCUUCUACCGUAGUUAAUACUACAACGACUACUACUAAUUCUACGAUAUAUACUUCGAACACGAACGCUCCGAGAAGGAGAUUCUUCUCACACAGAUACUCGGCUUUCAUGCCUACCAGAGUGAAUUAUAUUAGACACAGGAGGAUGCCGCAUUACUGGAGAACAUCUAACAGAUACCAUUCUAGACCUUACGGUAAUUCGACGUUCGGCGUCGACGAGCUGUUCAAUUACUCGGAAUUGGACAAUUCGGAGGACGAUCCGCCGCCGCCGCCUCCGCCGGACGCGGAACACCCGGAGCAUCCCGAACCGGCGGCCGCGGCGACUUCGGAGACUUCGGUGAACGAUAUGUAUUCGAAUAUCAUCAGAGAAUUGGAGGGUAGUUUGGAGAACGUGGCCAGGAUGAGGGCGAAUUCGCGACCUUCGGAGACUUCGAACAUAUUGAGUAACUUCGCCGAGCGAUUGGAGAGCGUGCUGAACCAAUCCGACGUUCUAUUGAGGAAUUUGAACUUCUCGGCGUCUUCGAUCGAUAUACUGGAAUCGAACACUCUAGCCGGAAGGCAAAACGAAUCCGAACCAUCGACCAGUUCCUCGAGAUUGGAGAAUCCCGCUCUAUCGCCCGACGCCAACAACUCGGAGUUGCUCAAUUUGGGCGAUUUGUUCAACGAUAAUUUGAGCAACUACAACGCCGUCGCCGCCGAUCACACCUACCCGAGGAACCCCGAUGACAUCCAACACGCGCAGCAUUUGAACGAGAAUGGUACCCCCAACGUGGCCACCAUUUUCCUCACUAUAAUGCACAUACGCAGACAAGCCAGGCUGCUCCGGCAACAAGUGGAUAAAAUCGAACGAAUCGAUCGUGCGAUGCUCGAGAUCGAGCAGCUGCAGCUCAUCCGCAGGAUGCUCAUCGAACUCACUCGAUACGUGAGCAGCAGCGGAACAUCUCCUGCUAGCGAAGGCGGUUCUUCGCGCACUUCGGGCGCCGGUUUGUCGAGCGUCAGACAGAUGAUGGCGGGCACGCGCAUCAGCGAUUCGAGCCCCCGCGAAUCCGACGCAGAAGAGACGCCUGUAGCACCGGCAACAGCGCGAAGGGAUGUAGUAGAUGGAGGUGGUGAAGGGACGAGUUCGAGUAGUAGUAGUAGACAGAGGAGCGGCGGUAGAAAGACCUACCCGCCUUCGAGGAUGUGCCGCUUGGUGAGACAGUUCCGCAGGACGCCGGUAUGGCGUUUCGUCCUGCGACCUUACGCGAAUCGCUCCGAUAGAUCGUCGUCGCGGUAUCGUAUCGCUUCCAGAUCGACGUCGGGCGGCGGCGGCGCGACGCCCGACGCCGCCUCUUCUUCUUCAUCAACUCCAUCGAGUAGUAGAGAUUCGACGCCGAACACCAUCAAUUUCCUCACGGUGAUCAACGCGAAUACGCUGUCGUUGAUGACGAGACGAUUGGAGCAGUUGCUGGUCGAAGGGAAGAGUACCGUUUGCAUGGAAGGGCAGACCAGAAGGGAUAACAGAUUGCCGUUUAGCAACGAUUUGGGCGAGCACGUGCUGGCGUUGAGGUUGAACGGGUGCGUGUUGCGCAUGAACAGAAUGUUGGGUAACAGCGUGGGUUCGAAUUGGAUAGGAAGCUACAGAGGCGAUCCUCUAUCGACUGUUACACGCGAUGGGAUAUCCCGUUAUAGCGCUAGGCACACUUUGAGUUUGAUCAUCGAUUGUAUGACGAGACACGUCGAAAAUAAUUUGCCUAUACCACCGGGAUCUCAUAUGGGCACGGUGCUCGCUAUGGCUCUGCUUCUAACGGAGCUGGCGCUGUUGGUGGUGGUCGAUUCGAUACCGUCGGCUAACAUGGCGAAUUUGGCGAGCGAAUCCUCAUCGUUGACGUCUCGAAUCGCCCGGAUCUUCGGCCAAAUGUUGGCGACUCGACAGAGCACCUAUUCGAAUCAAUUGACGAGCAACCUGCGCUACGUGCAGAGCGCCUUGGGGCAAACGUACCGCGCUCGGAGCACCCUCUUACCGCUACCGAACAGCGACAACGACAGGCGCGUUCUACUCGGCACCAUCGACAGAUGUCUGAGGAUCAUCAGGGAUCAACGACGCGCCGAUACCAACAACGCGGCGGCUCAGCAAUCUCAAUCGCAGGCUCAAGCGCAAGCGCAACCCCAACCGCCUCCGCCUCCGCCGCCCGCGCCGUCUUCAUCGACUCAGGACGCGCCCGAGUCUUCGAGUUCUUCGAACGUCUACCAUCCGCAGAUGACGCACAUAUCUCAGAAUCCGUACAUUACUCAGAACCCGUCGCCGACGGCUCGCAACAAUCCCGAAUGGUGCUCGUCGGUGUUCAAUUUGAUAUCGCAAUUGUCCAAUAGCAUCGAGGAAUCGACGCGCAACAGCAGAGAACGAGCCAGAUUAGCCGGCGAACCGGUUAAUGACGCGUCGAGUAACAACGAGAACAGCGAAGACGAAGAAGAGGAACCGGACAAUUACACGUUCGGCAGUAACUUGUAUCGAUCGAGCAACAUCAACCUCUCGCCGAUCACCUCCGAACAACAGGAAUCCAACGCCGCAUCGGCCUCGACAUCGCAGCAAUCCAGAUAUAGACCGUGGAACGUGCCGUCGGUGCAAGUCAACGACGUGCCCGUCACCGAACCGACGCCCUUCCAGCGGAUGAAUCGCACUCGAUUCGCCGAGCGCGUCUCGGCGCUUCGGUCGAGCUCGCAGAUCGGCGGUCUCUUCCGCCCCCGGUUUCUCCAUCCGCUCUAUUCGAGCGUCAAUCCGUUCGACGCCGAUCUGGACGAUCCGCAGCGCGAGCAGAUCUACGACAGCGACAUGAUCACCACCGUGUCGCCCAAUCAUCGCAUCCAAUGUUGGGACGCCAGCGAUUGGAGCGUACCGAACAUCGGCAGUCCUACUAGAAAUCUGGUGGUGGGCGAGUGUAAGAUCCACAACGAUGCCAGCGUGGAUAUAGCCAAAGACGGGACGAUUUUGGUCACUCUGCUCCCUUCCGGCGGUUAUUUGAACGUUACUAAUCGUCUAGGCGUGUACAGUUUGCGUUGGGACACAUUGGGACAGUGCCUGUACACGACGUCGUUCGAACAGAACGCGGUGUCCGUUUCUCUGUCGCCGCUCAGCCAACAUUUGGUGGUCGGUUUGGCGAGUAGGAUAGUGACGAGCGACAGAUGGAUAAUGGCGAGGAUAUUCAAGAUUCAUCAGAAAGAGGAGCCGGGCGAUCGGUUGCCGGUGAUUAGGGAAUUGGAGCAGAGCAGGGACAGUCGGAUAAAUUGCAUCAGGUGGUUGCCGAUGUCGGGGCAGGGGUUGAUUUACGCCACCAAUACCGGGCAACUGGUGGUGUUGACUUAGAUGGAGGAAAGUAAGGGUGUUUUUUUUUGUGUAUUUUUUUUAAAUGUGUAUUUUAGCACGAUUAUUAGUUUUUUUAUUAGGGCAAACGAGAGGUUUUUACGUUCGAACUAGUCACAAGAUUGUUUCGGUUUCUUUUUACAUACUUUUUACUGUUUCGUUUUUCUAUUAGCAAGCCCUGUUUUUGAUUUAUUUGGAAUUGUAAUUGCAUUUUAGUUGUUUCGAAUUCCUAUACUAGAAUAUUUGAAUGUCGUGUUAAAGACUAAUAAGCUCAUUUAAAUAGGAUGAUGUAAGUGUAUUUUUAUGUUGUUACUUUAAAGAAAUAUCUUGCUAUGUACGAAUUACACGCGAGUUAGUGUGUAAUCGUUGGGUAUUUUUCGCAAAAAUUAUUACAGAUACUGCCAGAAAAUUAGUUUCUGAAUUUUAACCGUAGUUCGAGUAGGAUUUAAUUAUUGAAAAAAAAACCGCUCAGUAUGUGAUUUACUGCGAAAUAUCUGCGCUUUGAAUAAUUUAGCUAACGAGAUAUUAAAUUAAUGGUGUUGCAAUAAAUAAACUUGUGAUUUUUUUAGGAAGUACAUUCAUAUAAUGGUUGAGCGUUUCUGAAUAAACCGCCCUACUUCCCACCCCUUAUAUAAUACAUGAUUAUUUUUUAACAGACUAACCGUGGAGUUUUAUCGAUUUAUUUUAAAUAUUUGUAUUCUAUUCAACAUUUAGCUAUUCGAUUUAUGUAGAAAUAUGUAUUUUUUUAGGCUUACAACAAUGAUUUGACUGUUUGACAACUGACUUUGACUGAUUUUGAUGUUAAAUUAUAAUCGUUUUAUUUUAAUAUACAUUGUAAUGCUUAUUUGUAUAUAAUUAUUAAACAGGUUGAAAAAUGCGUUUAAUCAUUUUUUAAAAUCUCUAAUUCGAAUUUAUCGUUAACGGUAACCGAAUGCUUGUUAGGUAAGAGUCAAGCAAAAGUCUUUGACUUGUGACGUGGCCGAUAAGCCGAGUAGUUAAAGUCUGUUUCAACAAAAAAGAAGAAGACUUUUGACAGCAGUUUGAAAUAAUUGUACAUGAAUUUUCGCUUAUUUCCCUAUAAAAAUCUAAUAAUUAAACUGGUAAGUAAUUCUCAACUAAUCAACAUCUUUACAUUCAACCUUCCAUUGCUGAAUACUGACAGUAACAUCCGAUAAACUCCGUUUAAACGUUUCGUAAUCGCAACCAAACUCGCAUCCAUUGAUGUACAACGGCCUCAGCGUAUCCUCCUCUGAUUUAUACGCAACGUUCAUCACGAACACUCCGUUAAUUCGCCUCAAUUCCCACAUUAUAGCGUCUCCGAAACCGAUGGGCCGGAAAUUGAACAUCCUCAUGGCGCCCAAGAUGGCGCACAAAGUCGAAUCGUGAGCGGAGAACAUGAGAAACUUGGGCGUUUCGCUCGUCAAUCCGACGAAAUUAUCGAAGUGCUGGAAGAGCCGGUGGAAGAAGGGCCCGAUGUGCAAACGCGCUUGGUGAGUUUUCAAUACGGGAAUGUAAGACUUCAAGCCUGCUCUUAUAAAACCGCGUUAAUUCACUUAUUAUUAUCUAAUCGGUAAUUAUAAUUACCUGCUAGGAAAUCUAGUGACUUGGCAUCGAUGUGGUCUAUCCAAUCGGGUACGAAGCUCCGAUUGUACUGCCUGUAAAUCUUAAUAUUCUUGUGUAACAUCCGAACAUCGCUCAACGUCACGUCCUUCCAUCCCGUUUUAUCCUUUAUAAACCCGUACAAUUUGCGGUAUCUCUCUCUAAAAAACUUAUUCGCGCUCUUUUUCGCUUGACCGUAAGCUUUCGCGAAAGCUCUGCACCGUCUUUUAUCGGUAAUCACGUCGUCCUUGGACCUGUCCUCGGUAUGCACGGGAAUCGGUUGCCAGUUAAUCCGAUCGCUCCAUACCUGGUAUAAAACCAUUCAAUUUAAAUUUACAUAUAUCAAUUUAAUAGGGUGUAUUGUUUACUUGGUACCCCGCUGGUGGAUACAGACCCGCCAAAUUGGCGUAGGCAGACAUUAGAGUUCUAUCCGAAUUCGUGGAGUGAAUGUAAAUCUCGUUCGGCGAGUAAUUGUCGCUCAGGAAAUCGUUGUAGCGUCGCCGGAACCAUUUUCCCAGUUCGUACUGUCUUGCGAUACCUU